Molecule: messenger RNA, 3342 nt
Organism: Fusarium tjaetaba
Lineage: Eukaryota; Fungi; Ascomycota; Sordariomycetes; Hypocreales; Nectriaceae
Exons: 10
Coding region: 1-3342 (1113 amino acids)
Molecular function (GO): acyltransferase activity, transferring groups other than amino-acyl groups
Source: RefSeq, a predicted model, not a curated record
AUGGACAUUGCAAGCGUGACCAAGGCGUUCCAAUCGGAACGCCUUAUCUAUCGCUCACCGGAAGAUAACGAUAAAGAUAAGGAAUUCUUCUUCAAGCAUAUCGAGAACGACCCCGUCGCAAAGGCCCUCGCAGACCCUUCUGUUCUUCGUCCCAGGAACAAAAAAGGCGUCGAAGACUUUUUAACAGAGUUUCAAAAGUCGACUCUCGCAGUAGUCCUCUGUCUCUCCCCCACCGAAGCCAAAACGCAAAAUAUUGAAAGCGAAGAACCAGUACCCAUCGGAUUCAUUUGCAUCGGCUGGGGCGGCAAACGCAAUAACAUGGAACAGCAUAGGGCUACACAUAUUGGCAUUGUGAUUGCGGAGCCUUUUAGGAACAAAGGUUAUGGCGGGGAGAGCAUCAAUUGGGCGCUGGACUGGGCGUUUAGACGGUGGUGGGAUAUGAUUGACUAUGGGAUGCUGGAGCAUGAGUGGGAGGCUUUGAGGGCCAAGGAGAAGCGCGAUACGACAAUGUCAAAUCUCAGAUGUGCUCUCUGUGGAAUUACCAUCCCCUGCGCCCACCCCAGCCAUGCAGACCAACAACAACGGGUAUGGUGGCGCGAGAUCUUCGCUGUCAAGCGUGAAGAAGACCAGUCGCACUUUUCGCUCACGCCUCUCGGAUAUUCUCAAGAUGGGUCUUUGCAACCGCACCCAGUUAUUCAGCCGAAUGAAGGAUACUUCAUCCACCAAGCAUGCUGGCCUAUAUACCGCGACAAGAUGUUCUUGGAAUCCGGGCGACGCUAUGAAAACGAGCAGAUCCUGCAGGUGCUGUUUGACUUCAUACAGAGUAUGCCUAGGAAUCGCGACGGUUGGAUAUCGUAUCUUUGCCCUGUUAAUGAACCAGCGGUAUACCUUGCAACGUUCCCAGGCGACUACUAUCCCCGUUGCGACUUUUUGAAAGCCGAUCCCAGCAUAUCCGUCACCCCUCCGGCUUCGUGUCCUUUAGUUGACGGAGGCACCUAUGGUGUUGAUGAUACGGAGACAUCGUUAGACUUGUUCUCCAAGCUUUCUACCGAGUUGAAUCACUGUAUAAUCAACUUGCUAGAUAACGUGUCUUUGUGCAAUCUCCGGCUUGCAUCAAAGGCAGUUGCAAACCUCAGCAAGCCUACCGAGUUACCUCAAACAUUCUGGGCAAGUCGCUUCAACUAUGAUCGCGAAAUGGACUUCUUUCCGACGGAUUACAAGAGAACAGAGACAUGGCGAGAUCUGUACUUCAACGUGAAGGAUGCUCUUAGAGACACUUCUAGUGCAGGACACAUGACGAACCGGCGUCGGAUCUGGUGGGGUCUUGGGAUGAUCACGCCCUAUCUGAUCGCCAUGCUUGACCAACGCCCACGUCUGGAUGACACAACUCGUUUGAGAGAGGAGCUAGUGUCAUUAGGAUAUGAAAUGACACAGAAAGUACAAGGGUUCGGGGGAGACCGGGGCGCAAAUCCUUCCGGGGAUAUUCAUGUCAGAGGCUCGCGAUACCUGAAGCUGCGACUCGGCGGCGCACGGAUCUCCGUUACCCGAGCGUAUAUCGAUGGGAGGGACUACAUAACCGGAUUUCGGGUCACGAGGCGAGACCAUACUGAGAGGUUUCGCAUUGGCUUAAUCAACACUUACGAAGAAACGAGAUUUGUCAUCAAGCCAUCUGACCAGGUCAUCGCUCUCAAGGUGGCGACUACCUUUGGUGGCAUAGUCGGACUCGCCUUUAGGAUCAAGGAUGAGCUCGGUGGUGUAGACUGGAAGAUCGUGGGUAAAGUCGACAAGCCUGACGAUUAUGUUGGCACCACGCUGCUAAAGCCGCAGAACGGGCCCUAUAUUAGUGGCUUGCUGCUUGGUCUCGAUGCUUGCAAAGUCGUUUCUAUCCAGCUGGUUGAGAAGCUACGCGACGCCACUGCUGUGGAUAAGCGAAGAAGCCUUGGACAACAACAUGUUUGGCAUCCUGCACCGCCUCAGCCUGACGUGGUGACCAAAUUUACUCCCACGGUCAAUGAAGAACCUGCUUUCAUCUUGAACAUGGACUUUGGCGGCCCAAGUGGCUCACUACUUCCACUCCUCACUCGAGCCGCCUUAUUUGUCGAUGAUAUAAAUCACACUGUCAAAGGCUUAGGCUUCUACUACACUGACGGAACAGAAAGGGAGUUCGGCUUCCGCGAAAUCGUAUCUGACUCCCGACAGCGAUUAACGGCUAUUGAACUCUCUGUUCCUAUCGAUGGAGCGGCGGGCGAGAGAAUCGUUGGCCUGUAUGCGAUGGGUCGUUGGUCCUUCAGGGUUCGUAUGAUUCCAUCGUAUGGGUCACUGCAAUCCUUCGGACUUGUACAUCUUGACCAUCCAGACUCAUCUCAGCCCCAGUGGCCGUCACCUGCGCGCAAACGCUAUAAAGGCCACCCAGGGCCUUCAAAUUCUGUCUGUCUCAACAACGUCAAGCGCGUAGGGAUCUCAUGUGGAAGAGAAGGACGCAGCCGACGUCCAGAACAGGUAUCAGGUUUCCACUUCGAAUUCUGGGACAACAGUCGGCCCGUUUAUGUUGGUCAGUGGUUUAAAGAGAUUGGCCAUCUCGACGUCUGCGAAGGUGAAAGAAUCACAAGCUUCACUUUCUGGAACGAAUUAGUGGGUUGUACGUAUCAUAAUGGCAGAUAUGCAAAGUACAGCGGAGUCCGGAUCCAAAAAUCUGGUCCUGAACCGAACGCUGUCGAGGUGCAUCCCGGGCCACACCGCGAUAUGCACGAAUCAAGUCAUACGGAGAAUCGCUUCGAGAGAUUGGAUAGUAUUGUUUGGCAGGUUUUCCACAUGCACGACACUACCAUUAUCGCGGGGAAACCUACACCGUUGGCCAAGAGAUGCCUUUCGACAGAGUCGCAUAUACGCGAGGAAUUGUGUACAAAGAGCGACAAGAUGUUCUGGGAGAUAGAAGAUGGAAAGGGAGGCUGGACGAGUGUGUCCCAGAUAGCCGCUUUCUUCAACCCCGACACCAAGGGACUGUGCGGUAUGGAGUUUACAUACAAAGAUAACCAGAUCAGACGCGGUGGCUAUACCGAGGGAACAAAAACGACCUACAAACUCAAACGAUACGAGAAGGUCACGGGUGCAUGGAUUACAUCUUCGACAACAAACGUCAGCGGUGACAUCCGUGAUGUUUCUUGUACUGGAAUCCCGAAUGCGAGAAGGGUGCCAGGUGGAGAGUCGGAGUGUGUUGGUGUGUACCUUGAGAUGUGGCCUGACUUGAAGGACAAGACAACUCCAGCAAGGCUUGCAAACACUCUCGAUGCCGGUUUCCUUGAUGGUGUGCCCAUGGAAUGGUUAGCAGAAGUAACAUCCUAA